Messenger RNA from Vespula pensylvanica (western yellowjacket), 1427 nucleotides. It is a transcript of the gene Gmer, whose product is annotated as probable GDP-L-fucose synthase. Gene Ontology annotation, biological process: nucleotide-sugar biosynthetic process. Bases 170 to 1138 code for a protein of 322 amino acids. Lineage: Eukaryota; Metazoa; Arthropoda; Insecta; Hymenoptera; Vespidae. Gene Ontology annotation, molecular function: GDP-L-fucose synthase activity. The record is from RefSeq and is a predicted model, not a curated record. The transcript has 7 exons.
AACAUAACCGUUUAACACGUGCAUUUGAUAGGAUUAAAAGAUGCAGUAAUUCUAAUACAAUAUUCUACAUUCUACAAAUUUUUUGUUGACAAAUUGGUGAUAGCAUUUAAAAUACUUUAUAAUUACAUUGGAUAGAGUAUUUGAGAGACAAAUCUAAUUAGUUAUAAAUAUGUCUAAUCAUCCAAAAGUUAUACUUGUAACUGGUGGGAGUGGAUUAGUUGGUACAGCAAUUAAAAAAAUUAUUGAGGAAGAUAAAAGACCGGAUGAAAAAUGGAUAUUCGUUGGUUCAAAGGAUGCAAAUUUAUGUGAUAAAGUUAGUACUAUAGAAUUAUUUGAUAAGCAUAAACCUACACAUGUCAUACAUUUAGCUGCUAUGGUUGGUGGUCUUUUCCAUAACAUGGCUCACAAUUUAGAUUUUUUGAGAAAUAACAUUCAUAUGAAUGAUAACAUUCUACAAACUGCUCAUGAGACUGGUGUUAAUAAAGUUGUUUCGUGUCUUUCAACUUGCAUAUUUCCAGAUAAGACUACAUACCCUAUUGAUGAAACUAUGAUUCAUAAUGGUCCACCACAUCCAUCAAAUUAUGGUUAUAGUUAUGCAAAAAGAUUAAUAGAUAUUGCAAACAAAGGAUACAAUGAACAGUAUGGUAGGUUAUAUACAAGUGUUGUACCAUGUAAUGUAUUUGGACCAAAUGACAAUUUUCAUCCUAGUGCUAGUCAUGUUAUACCAGGUCUUAUAAGAAGAUUAUAUGAUCUAAUAGAAGAUGGAAAUACAGAAGAUAAAGUUUUCACAGUAUUAGGCUCUGGCAAGCCUUUGAGACAAUUUAUUUAUAGUUUGGAUUUGGCAAAAUUAAUAAUUUGGGUUCUCAGAGAAUAUAAUUCUGUAGAGCCAAUUAUUUUAUCAGUUGAUGAAUCCCAAGAGAUAACGAUAUCUGAAGUUGUUAAUGCAAUAGUAAAAGCUUUUAACUAUAAAGGUUCAAUUCGUAACGAUGUUAGUGCUGCAGAUGGUCAAUAUAAGAAGACAGCAAGUAACGCAAAAUUACGAAGUUAUUUGCCAGAUUUUCAAUUCACUCCAUUUGAUCAAGCAAUUAAAGAGACGGUCGAUUGGUAUAUAAAAAACCAUGAUCAAGCUAGGAAUUAAAUAAACAAACAAAUAAGGCUUGAUAACAUAAGAUAUAUGAAUGAUGCUGUACAAAUUAUAAAUAAAUAAUGUACAUAAUUAUACAUAAUUUGAACACUUUAAGGUAAUAGAUUCCAAAUCUGCAGAUGAUUAGCUACGUAAAAUAUGUUAGGAUAUAACAAAUAAAUGAAAAAAAAAAAAAAAAUAAAAAAUAUUUUUUUAUAUAGUUUAGAAUAACAUAAUUUAAAGUGAUGUAUCUUAAAAUAUUUUAAAGUAUUAUAACGCAAUAAACGAUUGAGAAAUUCAUGUA